AUGGCUAGAAGCCAAGUUGACCACUCUUUCUUUUUUAAGAAAACGAAACGUGGUAUUGUGAUUCUUGUAGUGUAUAUAGAUGAUAUUGUUAUCACCGGCAGUGUGAAAGAUGGGAUACAAGUUCUAAUCCAUCACUUGAGUUCUAGCUUCCUUACUAAGGAUUUGGGCAAACUUCGGUAUUUUCUAGGAAUUGAGGUGGCUCGGUCGAAGCAAGGCAUUAGUCUUUCUCAGCAGAAGUAUACUUUAAAUCUCUUACAGGAUACUGGAUAUCUUGGUUUGAAACCCGUAGCUACACCCAUGGAGACUAAUGUAAAACUUAAGGUGGAUGAUGGUGACCCACUCGAUGAUCCAAAGAUGUAUCGAAGACUUAUAGGUAAACUUAUUUAUCUCACAAUCACUCGUCCAGACAUCUCCUAUGCAGUCAGUGUUGUGAGAAAGUUCAUAACUAGUCCUCGGGUACCUCACAUAGAGGCAGUUGUAUGCAUCUUGAAGUAUCUCAAUGGUGCUCCAGGACGUGGUCUGCUUUAUCGAUCUUCUGGACAUCUUCGGAUUGAGGGAUAUACAGAUGCAGAUUGGGCUGGUUCUCCUUCUGAUCGACGGUCCACCACGGGUUACUGCACCUUUAUAUGA
Molecule: messenger RNA, 630 nt
Organism: Cornus florida
Lineage: Eukaryota; Viridiplantae; Streptophyta; Magnoliopsida; Cornales; Cornaceae
Exons: 1
Coding region: 1-630 (209 amino acids)
Source: RefSeq, a predicted model, not a curated record